CACAAGCAUCAAAAUGAUCAAAUAUCGACAGCCAAAAAAUAUCAUAAAACGUGGUUGUGGCUAGUAACUGUUCCGUCUCCAUUUUUGUUGAAACCCAGAAGCACACAAGUAGCCGUUGCAAAAUUAGAAAAGAAAGCUGUUGUCGAUAUAAAUUGAGAAACAUGUUGGGUUGUUGUAGGGUGUUGCCCGCCUUUCCAAAUCAUUCAUUUAGACGCGGGUUUUGCUGUAGAGCAGAGGAUCAACAACCUGUUUACACUGAACGUCAGAACAAGAAGAAAGUUGUCGUCGUCGGUUCUGGCUGGGCUGGCCUUGGCGCUGCCAACCACCUCUGCAAACAGGGCUUUGAUGUCACAGUUCUUGAGGGUGGUUAUGAAUUUGGAUAUAAAAAUAAGUCCCUCAGUCCUGAUGAUUAUGGUAUUCGAGGUUUCUGGUAUCCUUAUAGAAAUAUAUUUAACCUUGUUGAUGAGAUUGAUGUUAAGCCAUUUACAAGCUGGACAAAGUCUGCACAAUAUUCUGAGGAGGGGUUGGAGGUUGAAUAUCCCAUAUACAAAGAUGCACUACAAUUGCCAACUCCAUUUGGAACCUUAUUUAACACUCAGUUCGUUCGAUUACCAUUGAUUGAUCAGUUGACAUCACUCCCUGUGAUGGCUGCAGUAAUUGACUUUGACAACACUGAUGCUGCCUGGAGAAAAUAUGAUGCCAUUACUGCUAGAGAGCUAUUGAAACGAUUUGGCUGCUCGGAAAGGCUAUAUCGAGAUGUUUUUGACCCCUUACUUCAAGUGGGUUUGUUUGCCCCAGCAGAGCAGUGUAGUGCUGCUGCAACUAUAGGAAUGCUAUACUAUUUCGUUCUUGCUAAUCAGAAACACUUUGAUUUGGUAUUGUGUCGUGGAACAAUAAGAGAACAAAUAUUUCAGCCUUGGAUAGAAUCCCUGAAAACCCAAGGUUGUAGGUUUCUGGAGGGUAGAAAAGUUACAGAUGUAACACUCGAUGAGGAAACAGGUUGCAUAACUGAAGUAGUUUGUGGGAAAGAGAGUUUUAAGGUUGAUGCCGUAAUAUUGGCUGUUGGAAUCUCUACCCUACAGGAAAUCGUACAGAACAGUGCAGUAUUAUGUACCAGAGAAGAGUUUCUGAAAAUUAUGAACUUGAACAGCAUUGAUUUACUUACUGUUAAGGUGGAACUUGAUAGGAAGGUUAACCUUUCAAACGCGAGCAAUGUUUCCUGUGGAUUUGAGGGUUCUUGUGCAUGGACCUUUUUCGACUUGAGCAUGAUUUAUGACAAGGAGAAAUCUUAUGUAACUGGGCUCGAGGCCGCCAACAGAAUCAUCGACUAUCUCAAGGAAGGAACUUUUGCUAAAAUAUUGCCUGUUCAAGAAGAUGAGCCUCAUAUUCAAUCGCUGCGCAUUCUAAAUAGAAACCUGAAUGAUAUUAUAGAGCAGCUACCAUGGUCUAACUACUUCCUGCGUAAUUCAAAAUAUCUGCCAACUAUACUCGAAAUCGAAGAUCAGGUCGCAGUUUCUGCUCUCUCUACCGGUCAGCAAUUGAAAAGAAAGGGAAACUGUACUGAUCAUGCUGUGUUCAACUAA
Molecule: messenger RNA, 1583 nt
Organism: Olea europaea var. sylvestris
Lineage: Eukaryota; Viridiplantae; Streptophyta; Magnoliopsida; Lamiales; Oleaceae
Exons: 13
Coding region: 162-1583 (473 amino acids)
Molecular function (GO): oxidoreductase activity
Source: RefSeq, a predicted model, not a curated record